Messenger RNA from Anguilla rostrata (American eel), 4824 nucleotides. It is a transcript of the gene mfsd8l1, whose product is annotated as major facilitator superfamily domain containing 8-like 1. Bases 166 to 1614 code for a protein of 482 amino acids. The transcript has 12 exons. The record is from RefSeq and is a predicted model, not a curated record. Lineage: Eukaryota; Metazoa; Chordata; Actinopteri; Anguilliformes; Anguillidae. Gene Ontology annotation, biological process: transmembrane transport. Gene Ontology annotation, molecular function: transmembrane transporter activity.
ACGGAAGCAGCUAGCCUGUAAUAGGAUGCACACUGUCAUUUAUUAAAUGAAAUGGCUUCAGAGGGAGGAACCAUGCUGUAAGAUCCCGACUGUCCUCGGACUGUGAUAAAUUUUUAAGCGAAGUAAGCCUACCUUUCAUUGCGGAUGAGUUUACUCUAGUUUAAAAUGGAUUAUCGACGAAAAAAGAAACUGACAUUUUUCACUAUUGGGCUAAUCUUUCUUUUGAGUGGCAUCGAAUACGCUGUGAUCUUGCCGACGAUAUGGGGAUACCUGCAGAUACUGCACGUAGCACCGUUCUUCCUCGGCCUUGGCUUGUCGGCGUUCAGCCUAAGCGGUCUGCUCUCGGGGCCGCUGUUUGGGCACUGGUCCGACCGGACGCGCACCACGAAGAGCGUCGUCCUCUUUUCCAACGUCUUUGAGAUUGUUGGCAACUUCAUGUAUUUCAUUGGCUACUCCAAGUGGCUUUUGCUGUCCAGUCGGUUGGUCGCUGGCGUUGGGGCAGGAGCCGCCUCCUCUAUUUUUGGGUUCAUCACCCAGAGCACGGCCCCAGAAGACCGUGCCAACGUCUUCGCAGCCGUUAUGGCGUGCCGACAGGUCGGACUCCUGAUUGGUCCAGCAUUCAACAUCUUCCUUAGACUGUGUGAUUUCCACCUGGGGCCAUUUCUAGUGGACAAAUACACUUCACCUGGGCUCUUCAUGUGCAUGAUGUGGGCCCUGCUCCAACUGGUGAUGCUACUCAUGUACUGGGACCUCCCUCCUGAGGCUGAAGACAAGGAGAAGGAGGUGGAGGCAGAGGAGGAGGAGGAGGAGGUGGAGGGAGUAGAGGAGGAUAAGCCCUUGAUGGGCCCCGAGGAACCUCUGGAGACCUACGGUGCCGUCACCCCCGAACAAUUAGAGGCCCUCAUCAUCCCCAAUGGGAACGCAGCUCACGGUUCUCCACCUCCCAGCAUAACAGAUGCAGACCCCUUCCAGAACUUCAGUGUUCGCAAUGAGUUCUUGAGGGAGGAGGUGGUGAUUCUGCUCACAGCCCAGUUCAUCACUCUCUUCAAUCAGACUGCACUAGAGACAAUGGUGACCCCUCUGACCCAGAAGUACUUUAACUUCCGGGAGCUGGAGAACAGCGUGAUGUACUUCCUGUGUGGGGUGGAGGUGAUCGCCGGCUUCUUCUUCGUGCGCUGGCUGAGCCAGAAGGUGGCGGAUCGCGUGGUCCUGGUCGUGGGCCUGAUCAUCUGCAACGUCUCCUGCGCCUGGUGCCUCAUCUUCCUCGCCAAACCCCGGGGCAGUUUCACAUGGCAGUUAACGGAGUUCAUCAUCGGGGUGUUCCUGCAGCUUCUGGGGCUCCCAUUCGUUGCUGUGUCCCAGGUGUCCCUGUUCUCUAAAGUGACUGCAGUGAAGACACAAGGGUUCAGCCAGGGAGUGAGGUGGUCAGUAGGGGGUUUGGGCACCAUUCUGGGUCCCCUCUGGGCAGGCGGACUGACAGAGCACCUGUAUGUGAUGCUGGGAAUGAUGUUGGCUCUCCUCGUACUGCUAACUAUUAUGGUGAUGUUUUCCUACAAUCGCCUAGUAGAACCCUGUGUCGUGCAACAUGCUGACAGCCUGGAAGACUGUAUGUAGAGCUGAAAGGUACUUCUCCUAGAAAUUUGAGCUAUUACAGGAGCGUGAAGCUGCUGCCCUGUUCCCCUGGCAAUCUCUUUGAUUUCAGACUGAUAGCAGGGGGUGGGGGUGGACUAAAGGACUGCGGACACAGUAGAAAAAGAAGCACAUUUCAAUGCGACACACCAGCAUGACAGUUCUUAGUACUGUCUGACCUCUCGGCUUUUUCUAGCUGAGAGCCAUUACCACUGACCAGAUACUACAGCAAGUAGUUUCCUGUUUUUUUUCCUGUGGAAAAUGGACUUUAAUCAGAAAAUAUGUUUAUGUAAUACGCUUUGCAUUUAAAUUCAUCUGCCUCAGUAUACCUAACAGCACCAUAUGGUUUUCUCUACCUGGUUUCCCAAGAUGCACUCUGCUAAUUGUCCUCUCGGCGAUUCUGUAGUCACUGCAUUUGAAUUAGCGGGCACAAAUUAAGCGCUCUACUCUUAAAACUCAAUAAUUAGUGGUCUGCUAACAAGAUAGGUAAUGAGUCUAUUUAUUUACAUCCUGCACUUAAAAAGAAAAUUGAUCAUGUGUCAGAGUGACAUAGAACCUAUGAAACAGUAUCUAAAAAUAUACACAUUUGCAGAGAUAAAUUAGCAUUUUAACCAUUAGCUACACUGCUAAGAACACUACUAAAAGCCUUCAAUGAUCACGGAAUCAUUAAAAUGCAAAACAGGCUAAAAUAAGAGGCAGGACUACACUCACAUACACAGUUAACCCUGCUACAGUACCAAUAGGCUGCGCUCCUUUGCUUUAAGCAUAAUCGUUUGUGGUCGUUAAUCUCACACAUUUGAAAGUUCAUUGUUUUCUUUAUGGAAUUUCCUUUAAGCACUUUGGAUUAUAAAGGUAGUCUCCAUGUUCUGCUGCUCCACCAAUUUUAUGACUGAUAAUCAGAAAUGGUCUUGCACAUGUGAAAGAGAAAGUUGCAAUUAAAGUGUUGUAUCAGGCUUUUGGUACUACUGAAACAAGACCAGGUCAAAACCUAGUAUAUGGCUGGACCUAAACACACGUGAUCCAGCUGACCAAUGGUGUAACUGCAUAACUCGGCCAACCAAUGGUGUAACUUCAUAACUUGGCCGACCAAUGGUGUAACUUCAUCACUCAGUCAGUCACAGACAUUCGCGCUAAAGGGCUGGCUCCGCUGUUGCGGUCCAGCCAAAAAUAGGCUUAUUAUAAUUUUUAUAAAUACAAAAAAUGACAUCUAUAGGAUAUAUCUGCAGUAUAAUUUUUAAGUCUCCCUGACUCAAAGCAUACACACAACCCUGUGGUUCUUCAUUAAAGCAGAGGACACAAAUGAUCUCUUCAGAUACACCACCGGGUGAAUAGAAUCGCACCAGUUAACCUAGCAGUGACUGCUGUCAAUUGACAUUACAUGAGCACUUUCAAAUUUAGUUAAAGUAAUUGAGUUUCAGAAAUUGAAAGUAAUUAGAAUGACAGAUCAGGCUGAUGUAGAUUAGAUUAGUUGUUUCAUCAGCACUGUGUGGGUUCAGGAUGAACAUGCCAUUGAGAAAAACAGCUUGAGUGUCUAUGUGCACGUCUCAGAAGCACCUUAGAAUUAUAGGGGUCUAUUUGCCAUGAAGACAGUCAGUUCUGAGAUAGUGAGCUUUAAAGUUCUUGUUACCUCAUUGGCUUUAUCACUUAGAACUCUCUAAAAACUGUAAUUACGUCCAGAUUUUUGACUUUUUACAUUUAUUAACACCACACACAUACGAAGAAUGGUGAAUACAGCAUUUAUUUGUAUAUAACUCUUUUUUAAUGAAAAUGUCACUUAGAACCCUGUAAUUCGUCACUGGUCAAUAUUACGUCCUGGUCAAUUUUAUUUGAACUCCCCAGGCAAUGGGGGCAAAGGUCUCUAUGGCUUAAUAAUUUGUGAUAUUGGCCUUUUAUCUGGACUUCUUUGUGUCCAAAUGCACACGCUGGGGAUAAGAGGCUUUUGCAUUUCAAUGCCGCAAACUGGCCACUGGAGGGGGUUUACACAAAGAGAGUUGCGGCAACGGGGCCAUGAUCUGCAAUCUCUGAUUGUGCUAAUUGGGUAGGAGAAGCCUUAAUUAUCCAACUGAGCAAUUUAGAGCUCAUAUUUCCUGCACAUCGUAUAUGGGCACGAAGUCAUUCUGACAGAUAAGCUAAAGACUAUUUGAACCUUCGUUUUGGUGCAGUGCCCAGUACAGAGUUCAAGCAUCUGCUGAAAUAUCUAUGUGGCCCCUCAUAGAUGUACUAUUGGUCAUUUGAUCAAUGAAAAAAUGAAAUGAUUGAUUAUUCAGUUGUAUCAUAAAUUGUUCGGGCCUACACAGGCACUGUGUGAGUAUAUAGCUAUGAAUAUUUCAAGGUAACUACUUUGGUUCCUCAUUCAGAGUAUGUCAUAUAUGGGCAUGGAAUAUUUUUCUCAUGUGCUCUAUUUUCUAGAAGAAUCUGGCCCCCAGGAAAAAAAAAAUUGGCUGAAGAAUGCUGGCACAUACAGUAUUCCUUUGAAAUGGAAUCGGAAUAUCCUGCUGUACUAUAUGGGAAAUGAUUUAGCCACAAUGAUGACCAGAUGUCAUUGUGAAAGUUUUUGAAAUGUUUAGGAAUCCCAGACUGUACCGUGUGAAAAUGGAAGUUUGAAGAGAUAAGCCUUUAAAAAAAUAUAUAUUUCCAGUACAGUCAGAAUAACGUAAACCAGUGAGCAUCAAAAUGUAUGGAGAUGUUAACAUUUCUGCAUGUACAUGUUUUUUUUUUCAAGCCAUCAAACAUAUUUUGUCCAGACUGGUGUAUCUUUAUAAAUAUGGUACAUAAAUAUGCCAUCGCUUCCAUGAUCCUUAUACUCCACAUGGUGUGUUGUAGAAAUAAACUUUACAAGUGGUGAAUUACUUCAUAUCAGGGGAAUGCAUUGAUGAAAAUAAAAUCAUUACUAUUUCUUUGUAAACAACAUGUAUGGGAAAAUUUUUGGACCAAAUUUUCAUUUGUUUGCAUAAGUAAUGCCUCUGUAUUCAUUCACAGUGACAUAACAAUCCAGAUGGCGCAAACAAGGUUUAACCUGCGAAUGAACAUGAACUGUGUGUGAACUAGUUUUGUCAUAUUUUUUGAUGUUUUUUAUUUUUAUUUUAUUUUAUUUUUCAGCAUUUAAAUGUUCUGUGUAUCCUCUAUUAAAAUAUUUGAAUCAGGUCUGACAUGUAGGACACUGGAUGUGACAUUAAAGCUGUGCUUAAAAAGUCA